AUGAGGGAGAAGAGAGCACACUGUCCGUGGGGCCGAUGCAUGGGAGACGGAUGUGGCCCAGGAGGCAUUCAGACCCGAGCUGUGUGGUGUGCACAUGUGGAAGGAUGGACAACGUUGCAUACAAACUGCAAGCCGGCCGAGAGACCCAGUAACCAGCAGAAUUGUUUCAAAGUCUGUGAUUGGCACAAAGAGUUGUACGACUGGAGGCUGGGACCGUGGAAUCAGUGUCAGCCGGUGAUUUCAAAAAGCCUGGAGAAACCCCUGGAGUGCGUUAAGGGAGAGGAAGGCAUUCAGGUGCGGGAGAUAACGUGCAUCGAAAAAGAGAAAGAUGUCCCUGCGGAGGAUAUCAUCUGUGAGUACUUCGAGCCCAAGCCGCUCCUGGAGCAGGCCUGCCUCAUCCCCUGCCGGCAGGACUGCAUCGUGUCCGAGUUUUCCGCCUGGUCUGAAUGCUCCAAGACGUGCGGCAGCGGGCUCCAGCACCGGACGCGUCACGUGGUGGCGCCCCCCCAGUUCGGUGGCUCGGGGUGCCCGAACCUGACGGAGUUUCAGGUGUGCCAGUCCGGCCCCUGCGAGGCCGAGGAGCGCAUGUACAGCUUGCAGGUGGGGCCCUGGAGCACGUGCUCGAUGCCCCACUCGAGACAAAUGAGACAGGCCAGGAGACGGGGGAAGAGUAAAGAGCGGGACAAGGACCGAGGGAAAGGGGUAAAGGAUCCAGAGGCCCGUGAACUGAUCAAGAAGAAGAGAAACAGAAACAGGCAGAACCGCCAAGAGAACAAAUACUGGGACAUCCAGAUUGGAUACCAGACCAGAGAGGUUAUGUGCGUGAACAAGACGGGGAAAGCUGCUGAUUUGAGCUUCUGCCAGCAAGAGAAGCUGCCAAUGACCUUCCAGGCCUGCGUGAUGACCAAGGAGUGCCAGGUGUCCGAGUGGUCAGAGUGGGGCCCCUGCUCAAAAACAUGCCAUGACACGGCAUCCCCUAAAGGCACCCGCGUGAGAACUCGGCUCAUCAGGCAGUUUCCUAUUGGCAGCGAGAAGAAGUGUCCAGAACUUGAGGAAAAAGAGCCCUGUGUGUCUCAAGGAGAUGGAGUUGCCCCCUGUGCCACAUACAGCUGGAAGACCACAGAGUGGACCGAGUGUCGGGUGGACCCUCUUCUCAGUCAGCAGGACAAGAGGCGAGGCAACCAGACUGCCCUCUGCGGAGGAGGGGUCCAGACCCGAGAGGUGUACUGCGUGCAGGCCAACGAGAACCUCCUCUCGCAAUUGAACACACACAAGGACAAAGAAGCCCCCAAACCAGUGGACUUGAAAUCAUGCACUGGCCCUGUCCCUAACACGACUCAGCUGUGCCACAUUCCCUGUCCUAUUGAAUGUGAGGUUUCACCUUGGACAGCUUGGGGACCUUGCACUUAUGAAAACUGUAAUGACCAGCAAGGCAAAAAAGGUUUCAAACUGAGGAAGCGGCGCAUCACCAAUGAGCCCACUGGAGGCUCUGGAGGCUCUGGGAACUGCCCUCACUUACUGGAAGCCAUUCCCUGUGAGGAGCCAUCCUGCUAUGACUGGAAAGCGGUGAGGCUCGGCGACUGUGAACCAGACAAUGGCAAGGAGUGCGGUCCAGGCACGCAAGUUCAAGAGGUCGUGUGCAUCAACAGUGACGGAGAAGAAGUUGACAGACAGCUGUGCAGAGACGCCAUCUUCCCCAUCCCCGUUGCCUGCGAUGUGCCCUGUCCCAAGGACUGUGUGCUCAGCAUGUGGUCAACGUGGUCCUCCUGCUCUCACACCUGCUCAGGAAAAACCACAGAAGGAAAACAGAUACGAGCACGGUCCAUCCUGGCCUAUGCAGGAGAGGAAGGUGGUGUUCAGUGCCCAAACAGCAGUGCUCUGCAAGAGGUACGCAGCUGUAAUGAGCAUCCCUGUACUGUGUACCACUGGCAAACUGGACCCUGGGGCCAGUGUAUCGAGGACACUUCAGUUUCAUCCUUCAACACAACUGCAACUUGGAAUGGGGAGGCCUCUUGCUCCGUUGGCAUGCAGACAAGAAAAGUCAUCUGUGUACGGGUCAAUGUUGGUCAAGUGGGACCCAAAAAGUGUCCUGAAAGCCUUCGACCUGAAACAGUACGACCCUGUCUGCUUCCUUGUAGGAAGGACUGUAUCGUGACACCAUAUAGCGACUGGACAUCAUGCCCUUCCUCCUGUAAAGAAGGGGACUCCGGAAUCAAGAAACAGACUCGGCACCGGGUCAUCAUUCAGCUGCCAGCCAAUGGAGGCAGGGACUGCACGGAUCCACUCUAUGAAGAAAAGGCCUGCGAGGCCCCUCAAGUGUGCCAAAGCUACAGGUGGAAGACUCACAAAUGGCGCAGGUGCCAGCUUGUCCCUUGGAGCGUGCAACAGGGCAGCCCUGGAGCGCAGGAGGGCUGUGGGCCUGGACGGCAGGCAAGAGCCAUUACUUGUCGAAAGCAAGAUGGAGGCCAGGCUGGCAUCCAUGAAUGCCUCCGGUAUGCAGGCCCUGUGCCAGCCCUCACCCAAGCCUGCCAGAUGCCUUGCCAAGAUGACUGUCAGCUCACCAGCUGGUCCAGGUUUUCUUCAUGCAAUGGAGACUGCGGCGCAGUUAGGACCAGAAAGCGUGCUAUCGUUGGAAAAAGUAAGAAGAAGGAAAAAUGUAAAAAUUCUCAUCUGUACCCCCUGAUUGAGACGCAGUACUGUCCCUGUGACAAGUAUAACGCACAGCCUGUGGGAAACUGGUCCGACUGCAUUUUGCCCGAGGGGAAGGCGGAAGUGUUGCUGGGAAUGAAGGUCCAAGGAGAUAUCAAGGAAUGUGGUCAAGGAUAUCGCUACCAGGCGAUGGCGUGCUAUGACCAGAAUGGCAGGCUGGUGGAGACGUCCAGGUGCAACAGCCACGGUUACAUUGAAGAGGCCUGCAUCAUCCCCUGCCCCUCAGACUGCAAGCUUAGUGAGUGGUCCAACUGGUCGCGCUGCAGCAAGUCCUGUGGGAGCGGUGUGAAGGUUCGCUCUAAAUGGCUGCGUGAAAAACCCUACAAUGGAGGGAGGCCAUGCCCCAAACUGGACCAUGUCAACCAGGCCCAGGUGUAUGAGGUCGUCCCUUGCCACAGUGACUGCAGCCAGUACGUAUGGGUCACAGAGCCGUGGAGCAUCUGCAAGGUGACCUUUGUGAACACGCGGGACAACUGCGGAGAGGGUGUGCAAACCCGAAAAGUGAGAUGCAUGCAGAACACAGCAGAUGGCCCCUCUGACCACGUAGAGGAUUACCUCUGUGACCCAGAAGAGAUGCCCCUGGGUUCUCGAGAGUGCAAACUGCCAUGUCCUGAGGAUUGUGUGGUAUCCGAAUGGGGUCCGUGGACCCGAUGCUCUUUGCCUUGCAAUCAAAGCAAUUUCCGGCAAAGGUCAGCUGAUCCCAUCAGACAACCAGCUGAGGAAGGAAGAGCCUGCCCUGAUGCUGUGGAGAAGGAACCCUGCAACCUGAACAAAAACUGCUUCCACUAUGAUUAUAAUGUAACAGACUGGAGCACGUGCCAGCUGAGCGAGAAGGCAGUAUGUGGGAAUGGCAUUAAAACAAGGAUGUUGGAUUGUGUUCGAAGUGACGGCAAGUCAGUUAACCUGAAAUACUGUGAAGAGCUUGGCUUGGAGAAAACCUGGCAGAUGAACACGUCCUGCAUGGUGGAAUGUCCUGUGAACUGUCAGCUUUCUGACUGGUCUCCGUGGUCAGAAUGUUCUCAAACGUGUGGCCUCACAGGAAAAAUGAUCCGAAGACGAACAGUGACCCAGCCCUUUCAGGGUGAUGGAAGACCAUGCCCUGCUUUGAUGGAACAGUCCAAGCCUUGCCCAGUGAAGCCUUGUUAUCAGUGGCGGUAUGGCCCAUGGUCUGCAUGCCAAGUGCAGGAUGCACAGUGUGGCGAAGGGACCAGAACAAGGAAUAUUUCUUGUGUAGUGAGUGAUGGGUCAGCUGACGAUUUCAGCAAAGUGGUGGAUGAAGAAUUCUGCACUGACAUUGAACCCACUAUAGAUGGUAAUAAAAAAGUGGUUCUCGAAGAAACCUGCACCCAGCCUUGCCCAGGUGACUGUUAUUUGAAAGACUGGUCUUCCUGGAGCCUAUGUCAGCUGACCUGUGUGAAUGGCGAGGACCUCGGUUUUGGUGGAAUACAAGUCCGUUCCAGAGCGGUGAUUAUACAAGAACUAGAAAACCAACAUCUGUGCCCAGAGCAGAAGCUGGAAACAAAAUCAUGUGAUGAUGGACACUGUUACGAGUAUAAAUGGAUGGCCAGUGCUUGGAAGGGCUCUUCCCGAACAGUCUGGUGUCAAAGAUCAGAUGGUGUCAAUGUAACAGGGGGCUGCUUGGUGGUGCGCCAGCCUGAUGCUGACAGGUCUUGUAACCCACCGUGUAGUCAACCCCACUCAUACUGUAGCGAGACAAGGACAUGCAGUUGUGAAGAAGGGUACACUGAAGUCAUGUCUUCCAAUGGUACACUUGAGCAGUGCACACUGAUCCCCGUGAUGGUGAUACCCACCGUGGAGGACAAAAGAGGAGACGUGAAAACCAGUCGGGCAGUGCAUCCAACCCAGCCCUCCAGUAACCCAGUGGGACGGGGAAGGACCUGGUUUCUGCAGCCAUUUGGGCCAGAUGGGAGACUGAAGACCUGGGUUUAUGGUGUAGCAGCUGGGGCAUUCGUGUUACUCAUCUUCAUUGUCUCCAUGAUCUAUCUAGCUUGCAAGAAGCCAAAGAAACCCCAAAGAAGGCAAAACAACCGGCUGAAACCUUUGACCUUAGCCUAUGAUGGAGAUGCUGACAUGUAA
Budorcas taxicolor (takin) is the source of this 4806-nucleotide messenger RNA. RefSeq names its product thrombospondin type 1 domain containing 7A (gene THSD7A). Lineage: Eukaryota; Metazoa; Chordata; Mammalia; Artiodactyla; Bovidae. Gene Ontology annotation, cellular component: plasma membrane. Gene Ontology annotation, biological process: actin cytoskeleton organization. The transcript has 28 exons. The coding region runs from base 1 to 4806 and encodes 1601 amino acids. The record is from RefSeq and is a predicted model, not a curated record.